Messenger RNA from Xenopus tropicalis (tropical clawed frog), 5066 nucleotides. RefSeq names its product nuclear FMR1 interacting protein 2 (gene nufip2). Gene Ontology annotation, molecular function: RNA binding. Lineage: Eukaryota; Metazoa; Chordata; Amphibia; Anura; Pipidae. Bases 220 to 2202 code for a protein of 660 amino acids. The record is from RefSeq and is a predicted model, not a curated record. The transcript is spliced from 4 exons.
CCAGGAAGGAGGAAGGGGAGGUGGCAUUGAGGGGCAUGUGGGAGGCGACAAGAGGCACUUGGAGAGGCCUGAUUGCUGGAUAGAGACAGUCAAUCGUUUCUAGAAAGUCCCUAAGCCAACCGGCUUGCCCUAGUGCGGGAGGCAGCGCAUCUGCACACUCACAUCCACCGAGGGGCUCUGUGCUCUGCAUCCAGCGCAGGGGGAGCCCACUCACUUUCAAUGGAGGAGCAGCCUGGCCAACAGCAGCAGCACCACUACCACCAUCACCAUCCUCACCACCUCCACUCUCCGUCUUCUCACAGCCAUUACUACUAUUACACAAACAGCCAGCAGCAUGGAGCCGAAGGCAGCAGCGCCAAAUGCCAGCCCAAGCCGCUGAAACAUGAGCAGAAACACGCCCUACAGCACCAGGAAACGCACCAGAAGAAAACAGGCCAUGGAGACCUAAAUGGUACUGCAACAGAAAGAUACCCCUCUCCAAAGACCCUUGACUCUGAAAAGGCUGCAAGUCAGACUGCUUCUCGGGUUACUAACGGGAACCAACAGGCCGUCGACAGCAACGCCAGUACCAAGCAUUCAUCCAAGGCCCUGAGCUUUGGGAAAAGUGGAAGCAAAGUUAAAACCUUGCUUCAUAAAAACAGUAUGGACAAAAAGAAUGAGAAGUCUUACGAAAGCAAGCCUAAGGAUAAUAAACACACAGACAAGGUUGAGGCAGGACCCAUUCAGAACGGUUUGCUGGCAAACAACUCUGGAUAUAUAACUAAUGGUUAUGUGAGUAAAGGUGCUGAAAAUGAUGGCAGUGGCUCAGAGAGUGGCUACGCUACUCCUAAAAAAAGGAAAGCCAGGUGUAGUAAUGCCAAAGUUGUUGAUGGGUCUAGCUUUGUAAUAGACAAGAUGAUAGACUCUGAUGUCAAAUUUGAGUCUGAGAACUCCAAGCCUGAUUUAUUAGUUGACCAGAAAGGAGGAGCUAGACUGGACAAUGGAAAGUCCUCUUGGAAAUGUGAGGCUGCAGCCUCUGGAGCUGGUCGGGGUAAACCAAACUCUGCAGAUCUGCAAAGGAAAAACUCUGAUACCAAAACGGUACCAGGAAAGAAAUUUGAUGACCGGCCCAAAGGCAAAGCUUCUACAACUGCCUCCUCAAAGGAGGACUCCUGGUCAUUGUUUAAGCCUCCCCCCGUUUUUCCAGUGGACAACAGCAGUGCUAAAAUCGUUCCUAAAAUAAGUUAUGCAAGCAAAGUUAAGGAAAACCUCAACAAAGCAGCCUUGAACAACUCUGCUUCACUAUCUUCCCAUGCCUUUUCUCCGGCAGCUGGGGAAGUUCCAACUUUGAACUGUGUUUCCCAGGUUCCCAUGUCUGCCAUGAAGUCGGUAUCUACAGCUAAUUUCUCCAAUGGGCCCCUUUUAGUAGGACCUGAUGGAAGUUUCUUGGCCACUGCUGCUAGUACUUUAUCACACACACUGCCUGCUGGAGCAGAAACUUUGCCCACAGAUAUACUCUCUGCCCCAACACCCAAUGAACAAAAAAAGCCUAGCCUUUUAACUUACCCUUUAAAUAUGCAACAAGCACUGCCGGAUACAAUGCAGGGGGAACUGUCCGGUCAGUCAAAUCAACACAGCCUGGGUGAAAUUUUUCAGAACCAGUGGGGUUUGUCUUUUAUAAAUGAGCCCAGUGCUGGUCCAGAUGCUGGGGUGGACAAGCCUUCACUUGGGCAGAUGGUCUGGGAGCACCCCAUCCCAGCAGCUUCACAGGGUGCUGAAGUUGCUGCCUCAGGAAAUGAGCGCCCAGUUUUCCCCAAGGCCUAUGAGCUAGAGAAACGGACUAGCCCUCAGGUUCCAGAAGGUUCUACCAUGAAAACAACUGUUGAUUCUGGGGCAGAGGGGUCUGGAUUAUGUUCAGACCUGCAGCACUUAGGGGAGCCACAGAAGACUGAUGCUGCUAGCCAGGGUUGUUUAGUGUUUCAGUCCAAGGUCUAUGAGUUAGAUAUUUCGCCCCAGGCACCCCUGAAAAACACUUUACAGACCUCCGCCAAAGAUAAGAGGUACCAUGCAGGCCUUGAAUGGAAAGAUAGCUGUGGUUCUUUCGACCUGAGGGCUGCUAUUAUCUAUCACACUAAAGAAAUGGAAUCUAUUUUGAAUUUGCAAAAACAAGAUCCCAGUAGGAUAAUCACUUAUAAUGAAGCCAUGGAUCAUCCCGAACACUGAGAUUAGCACCAUUGGACUGCUGGUGUUCCUUUUCCUAUGCCAUUUCACCUGUGCAUGAGAGACACCUGGCUACCGUGCCCCUUUCAGAAUCUUCAGUGCAACAGAGGCAAAAGCAUACAUAGAAUCAUUGGAUAUAUAUAUACACACAUAAAAUAUAUAUAUAUUUUGUUUAGAUAACUAUGUAUAGAAAAAAAUCUAUAGAUAUAUAUAUAUAUAAAAAAUCUAUAUAUAUAGUUAUUUAAACAAAUGUAAAGACUCUCCUGAUUUAAUCAGGAUAAAUAUACAUUUUUUCCCAGGGGAUAAACAAAAAUUAUUUAAACAUUGGUACAUUUCAUUAUUUUUUUUUUUUCCCAUCUCUUUAAAUUUUUUUUUUUUUUUGCAUAAUUUUCUUCCCCCCCAUUUCUAUGCUGCAUAGAACACAGAAGGGAAUGGUGUUAAGAAGCAGCAGCAUGACACAGAUGCUUUUACCAUUGUCCUACCUGGCAUGGAGAAAAUUGCACAGGGGUUACAGCAAAUAUGGGGGAAGAAAAAUAAAAGAAAUCUACUUAUUUGCCAACAAGAGGAGGAGAUGCAAAGUAUUCUGGGAAAAAGUACCGGUUGCUUCAGUCUCAUCCUUUAUGCUGUGUUUUGUUCUAUGGCUGUGAAGCGUCCCUGCAGAUAUGCUCGGAAAAGGCGGAUGGAUGGAUUUCUAGGUAUACGUAACAAAUAUUUUGUGUUGAAUAUUUUUUCCUUUUAUUUGGAUUUACAAAGGAACAAAACAUCAUAAAAGGACAAGCGGCAAAGAACCAGGAUUAUUAUUUGGUAUAUAUGGUUUUUGUUUUUUUCAUUUAAUACCUUAAACUGGAUACAGUAGCAGUUCUUCGCUCUGAAUUCAGGGGCAAGCAGGUUUUCUUUGGCUUGACCUUUUUUCUUUUUUUCUUUGGACAUUGUUAUUCAUCUGACAAAACACAAGAAACGCUUUAAAACUGAACCUUAGAAUAAUAGAAGAAAAAAAAAAAACAGAAAAAAAAGUAAAAACGCAAAAGAAAAGUAAUCUAUUUAGGCAUUUAAUAUAUUUAAAAGAAUUAUUGAAAAAAAAAAAAAAGUCAAAUGCGUUCCCUGGGUUGUCAUACCGCAGGGGAGCGAGUUAAUGGAAGCUGCUCGGAACCGUGGCUGCUUCACCUUCUGUGUGUAGCUAAUACCUAACCAUGACUUGCUUUUAAUCAUUUCAUUUCCCCCUUCUCCUGCUUAAACUCUUCCCAUGCUUAAUGGGAUCACCGCUCAUUGUCAAUCUAUGCCAUGUUGUUUACCCUCCGGUUCUUCGAAUGGUCAAAAUGCAGCCUGGGGAUUUUUGUUUGUUUUGUUUUAACCCUGUAUGCUUCAGCUGGCAUAAUUUCCAUUCUGAUUUUUUAAUUAGCCGAGCCCUCACUGUAUGACAGCUAUGCCGAAAACAGGACUCUAGCAAUAAAGGCAUUGACCCUUUCUAUGACAAGAGUGGCCUGCAAUGCAUCGAGUACCAAGGGAUGCGUAGGGACUGAGAGUGUCCGAUGCCUUCAUUUUCACAGGCAUGCUGUAACCCUGCAGGGGGACAGGAUCUAAUUUUUAGCACUAAUUUUUAGCACUUUGAUUAAAAUCUGCCCCCCUUCACCACUAACAUCAUUUCUGGCCUCCGUAUGGAAUUGGUUGGUGAGCAGUGUUGUUCUGUGAGCUUUGCUUCCUCCCAUAACCAUGCAGCGUUCCCCAAAAGCACAGUGUGCCAGGUUUUCGUAACUGUACAUACGCCUGGCUCGUGCCACUGAAAGGUGCUAUAGACAUAGAAUAUAGAUAGGUUUAAUUAUUUGUUUUAUGUUACGGCCCUCCAGCAAGCGAAGGGGUUAAUUUCUUCGUUGCUUCAAUUAGUUGCUUUUUUUUAAUGGCAGAUGUUCUACCAGUGUUUAACCCACUUAACCUGUUUGCUGCCAAGUUGGGUAAAUGUGGCGGAUAACCGUAAUCUUUUUUGUUUCUGGGCUCUGCCAGAACAGCCUGUGAUUCUGGAGGGGUUCCCAAGAACACAUAUCGCAAAACCUCGGGUGCAUAAUAUAGACAACUUACCACUAAAAACAUGCAAAGUAUUGUUGUGUGCAAACGCCCAUGAUGUCUGACCCUAUAGCAAAUGUAUCUGGAUUUCAUGGUUUUCUUUUGCUCUGUGCAAAGGCCAUUCUGUGCUGUCAAGAGAAAACGGUCACUAUUUCAUAUGUACUAUGUAUGUCUCUCUUUUUUCCUUUCCUUAAGUAGGCCUGAAAGUGUGAGACACUGUACAAACAUAUAGUAGGAGCUGCAAGGAGUUUAUAUAUUUAUAGGUAUAAUCUCUGGUUUUCUUCAGUAUUCUGUAGAGAAUGCUGUAGCCAAAACAAGCCAUACGCAGCGACUUUUAAUAUGUAUAAAUAAAAGGGCGUUCUGUGCUUGCAAUAAACAGCAUCCCUCAUUUUUGUGGUCUGUUUAAAGGGGCAAUAUACACCCACGUUCAACGUGAACCAGUGAAAUAGAGCUUCUGUUGAAAAUAUGUCCGCCCGUCUCUUUAUUAUAAAGCACUAACGGAUUGUUGUUUCAUUUUUAUCUUCCUCUUCUUGCCUCUUGUAACCAGAAGAAUGAUUUUAAAUGGAGAUAAGGAGCUCUGUAAAGCCCCUCAUUGCUUCCCAGGUGUCUCAGGUUUACAGAUAAGGAAAAGUAUAUUCUAAAGGGGGGUUUAACUGUGACUGGCAAUUGGAUUCUUCUUCAUUACUUUUAAUUUCCCUUGUUGUUUUAAUCAGCAACAUGUACAACACAAUGUAUUCAUUGAACUCAUGUAGAACACAGGUGUAAGUUGCUUCUUUAAAGGGAAAUAAAUGGAAGUUUAUGAAUGAUAA